AGCUACCCAUGAAUGGUUGCGGUCCGCCAUCAAAACAACUUGAAGAAGGAGAAGCUACUCAUGAAUUUUCUCCUCAAAAGUCAAAUCCGUUUUCCAAAAUUGACAUACACUAAUAUCUAAAUGAUAACGAAGAUUAUUAGUAAUUACAGGGUUCAAGAAGAUCAGGUUGUCCAGUCUACAGUGAUGUCUGAAGAAGUGAUCGUCGUGGAGUGGGCAGAUCCUGGUGUGUCAGAGGAGGGAUGCCAAGUCCAAAUCAUUACAGACAACCCCUCUGCAGUGUUCUCUGACAGCCUGGUCCAGAAUAUAUUGGUGAACACUGUGGUACAAGGCCAAGAGGAGGGUCAUCAACUACUAGAUGACAACGGUAAUGACCUCUAUUGUGAGGCGUGUCAUACCUCCAACAAAGACCAGUGUGAUGUCCAAGGUGGUCUGUCCUUCAUGCUGGAUUCUCCCACUCCAAUGGGUAUACCCCAGAGGGCCCUCCUCACCCUACCCCAUGGGCUGGUGGUAGGCAGGUCCAGUAUCCCAGGGGCAGGCCUGGGGGUCCUAAACCAAGGGCCAACUGUGGCCCCAGGAAUGCACUUUGGCCCCUGUGAGGGGGAGGUGACUACCAGGGAAAGAGCAGUAGCAAGUGACUAUUCCUGGGAGGUCUGGAACAGUAAGAGUGAAUCUGAGUACAUCGAUGCUGCACGAGACACUCAUUCCAACUGGAUGAGGUAUGUUAACUGUGCUCGUAAUGAAGAGGAGGGUAAUCUCAUAGCACUCCAGUACAGGGGGAUUGUUUUCUUCCACUGCUGCCGCUCCAUCCCCCCAGGAGAUGAGUUCCUGUUUUGGCCUGGGGGCAGAUUCAUCGAAAGGUUUAGGGACCCCACUGACCAAAUCUGGCUCCGAAAGUGCACCCCUUCAGAGUUUAGAACAGAUUUGUCGUCUCAGGUUUUCCUCUGCUGUCAGUGCCAGCUUACUUUCACCACCAAGUCCUACCUUCAAAAGCAUACAGAGAAAUCGCACUCUCUGGACCUAUCACCUGCGUCUGAACUGAGUGAGCUUGACAAUCACCUUUCUAACGGCAAUGUAAAGCCAGACCCGAUGCCGUCGUCCUCUGUAGGGGAGUUGGCCUACCGGUGCCCUCAGUGUCCUAAGAGCUUUAAGCAGAAGGGCCACGUCCAGAGACACAUGCGAAAUGUCCACUCCAAGGUGAAACCGUACUGCUGCAUUCAUUGUAGGAGGUGUUUCGCGCAGCUGUCUUGUCUGGCCAGGCACCAGAUACGAGUUCAUGGAAAGAAGAAGAAGCAGGGAAUAGAAGAGUUUAUGUCUGAAGAGAUCAGAGGGAAGAGUCAGCCAUCCCCUGACAGGACCCAGGAAACAGAGUCCUCCACCUCCGAUGCUCCACCUACAGGGACCUCAGUCUUAUUCCCGUGUCCUCAUUGCCCAUUCUCUUCUACUGUGGAGAGCAGCCUUUGUCAGCACAUGAAGAGCCAUGACCAAAGGGAAAAUGUCAUCAAAAUGCAGGCUUUUGUAGAGGUCAGAGGGGAGAGCACCCAUAAACCUGAAUCCCCAGAACUCCCCUCUGAUGCUCUACAUACAGAGCCCCAGACAGAUGAGCCGGCACAAAGAGGUGAGGAGGCCAACAGCUGCUCUCAGUGUGGGAAGCGCUUUAAACAGAAGGGUCACUUCCAAAGACACAUGCGAGCUGUCCACUCCAACGUCAGACCCUACUGCUGCCCCCAGUGCAGGAAGUGUUUUGCUCAGGGGUAUGACCUGGCGAGGCACCAGCUACGAGUUCAUGGAACGAAGAAGAAGCGUCGAGUAGUAGGGGUCAGAGGGGAGAAUCUGCCCCGGCCGCCCUCUGACAGCGCCUGGGAACCGGAGCCCCCCUCCAAUGAUUCACCUACAGAGACCCAGACUGGAAGAGCUCCCUCUCAGAGGCUAAGGAACCUCAGAGUAAAGUCCACCAGGACCUCUAAAGCCAAAACUAAGACAAACGCACCAAAACAAAGACAAAUCAGUACCAAGAAGAGAUCCCAUUCAGAUCCUGAUUCAGAUGAUCUGGACAGGAAGGAGAUGGAGGGAGAGGCUGUUGGAGAGCAGGCCCAGUACAGCUGCACUGAGUGUCAGGGAACCUACGACAACCCAGAGUCUCUCAGAUCCCAUCAGUGCAUCCAGGUCGUGGUGGGGCCGCCGCCGUAUUCUUGCUCUACAUGUGGGGUUACCUUCAAACGGUACACCACCCUGAAGAAGCACAAGCUCAACAAGCACCCGAAGGAAAAUAUGCGUUAUUGCUGCACCCGCUGUGGAAGGUUCUUCAGUCAGGCUGCCGGUCUACAGCGCCACCUGGAGGCAGAAGUAUGUAAGGACAUCCAGCUGAGCUCUGAAGCUGUCCCCUGCUCCUACUGCCAAUUCUCCUUCACCGAGGAGAGGUACCUCCGGAAGCACGUUAAGAGACACCACCCUGAGGAGUAUGUCUCUCAGGCCUCAGGCCUGGGCACAGGCCUCAUUCCGCCAGAGCAGAAGGCUGUAGAGGGGGGAGAGGUCCACCUCUGCUUUCAGUGUGGGAAGAGCUACAAGUAUGUUAAAUGCUUCAAAUCGCACAGGUGUUUCCAGUCAGUAACAGCCAAACGGUACUUGUGCAAUGACUGUGGGAAAGGUUUUUCUUGUUUCUACAGCCUUAAGCAGCAUCAGCGGAUUCACACGGGAGAGAAGCCAUACCGCUGUUCUUAUUGCGAGAAGUGUUUUAGCCACUCUGGACAGUUGAAUGUGCACGUGAGGAUACACACAGGGGAGAAGCCUUUCCUGUGUACAGAGUGUGGAGAGACCUUCCGUCAGUCUGGGGAUCUGAAGCGCCAUGAGAGAAAACACACUGGGGUGAAACCAUGUACCUGCCCUGAAUGUGGGAAAAGCUUCAGUCGACCUCAGAGUCUGAAAGCUCACCAGCUGCUGCACAACGGAGAGAAACUGUACAAGUGUGAUCAGUGUGUCAAAAGGUUUUCACGAAAUUAUCACCUGACAAGACACCAUGAAAAGAUGCACUCAUAAUUUGGCUGCACCACACACACACUGUUUACUACUUGGUUGAGUUAAUAUUUCUGUAGCAGAGCAACAUUCACAGAUCAGAAUACCAUUCUAUUUACAACACAAGUACAAGCAUGUGAUUUGUGUUUUAUUAUUGCUUGACCUCACUAACGCUCAUGUUUGAAUGGAAGCAAGCCCCUGCAGCAAUGUUCCAACAUCUAGUGGAAAGCCUUCCCAGAAGAGUGGAGGCUGUUGUAGCAGCAAAGGGGGACCAAAUCAAUAUUCAUGCGCAUGAUUUUGGAAUGAGAUGUUUGACGAGCAGGUGUCCAUACUUUUGGUCAUGUAAUGUAUCUUUGUACCUGGAGGACAAUUCAGUUUGUAAACUGAAAAUGAAUUUAAAAAAGACUGACUUCAUUAUCACGGUUCACCAUUUAUUCCACAAAACAUAAUGCAAAGCAUGUGCCCUGUACAAGCCUAAAAUCUUAUGAAAAUACAUAACAUGCUCAUGAGAUAUUUCUUCAUUUCAUAAAAUUAUCCAACACUGUCUUUGUGAAAUCACCCAGGUCUUGCCUCCAAAAUUCAACAAAUAUCCAUUCUAGACAGUUUCCAUUGCUUAUCUUACCAGCUUUAAUCCAAUACCUCACAUAUAUGGCGUUUACCAUAUAAACAAUCAAAUAUUUCAGUCAUCUUAACUAUACAAACACUGGUAUGGGAGUUGACAUAGUCUUUUUACAGUAAGUUUCCCUCCAAACUGAAGAAGCAGGUGAAUAUUACCUGGCAGUGAUUCCAUGUGCUACAGUCAGGGGAAUGGGGAGUGCACAAUAGCUGCUGGUGAUGUUUCAUCACCAUCGAAGUCCAUGGUUGUGUUCAUUAGGGUACACAACGGACAAGUCCAGAUAGGACUAGUCCUUCCCUGUUUCAGUCCAUUUUAUUCUGUUUGGUUUCUAAUGAACAUGCACUAGUUGUGUUUCCAUCACCAGUUCUUGUGUCUGUCAUUCAGUCAGUGUUGAACACAUGUUGAAAAUCCACAAUAAAAACAAUAAUAAAAAAAAA
This is a messenger RNA of Oncorhynchus masou masou (cherry salmon), 4062 nucleotides long. Its product is annotated as histone-lysine N-methyltransferase PRDM9-like. Gene Ontology annotation, biological process: regulation of transcription by RNA polymerase II. NCBI's taxonomy places the organism in Eukaryota, Metazoa, Chordata, Actinopteri, Salmoniformes, Salmonidae. The record is from RefSeq and is a predicted model, not a curated record. Gene Ontology annotation, cellular component: nucleus. Gene Ontology annotation, molecular function: histone methyltransferase activity; DNA-binding transcription activator activity, RNA polymerase II-specific; protein binding. The transcript has 7 exons. Bases 121 to 3033 code for a protein of 970 amino acids.